CUAUAUGUAUAUAUUUUUCUGAACGAUUCUCCGUUUUCUAUCUAAUCCCAUCUGAAAGAUAAAACAAUCCAAACCCCAGACGUCCCCACCUAGCGUACCAUAAGUUUCAGAACCCAAAAGAAAAACCCCAAUCCUUUCGAAACGGCCACGUGCAUCUCAUGCUCGAUCGUCUUCUUCCACCUAUCUCCACCGGCGCACGUUGGCUCAUGCUCCUAUCAGUCCCUACUUCACUUCAUGUAGAAUACUCAAUGCUCAACUUGACUCUUCAUCGUAGUUUAGCAGCUGUACUGUAACUUAUUUCUAUUUCCUAAUUCUUUUACCAAUCGGAAUAACUAUGAUGGGAUCAGAUAACCAGGGCUUUGAAGAGGCCCAUAUGUUAGCUUCCCGAGAAGAAAUGGAGAACCUUGUCCUCGACGAGCCUUCUAAUAACAGCAACGGCACCAAAUCCUUUUCCGAUUAUCGCAGCGCCAUGUCAUCGCUCGCCGACACUCAACACCCUCUUUCGCCCCCGAUGGUGGUGGCUCCAGGUGACUCUGAUCCUCUUCUCACUCCUUCGUCCAUUAAUGAUUUACGAAACCCUCACGUCUCAACCGAUAACUCGUCCUACAUCGAACCGCCGUCCUAUGCCGAUGUCAUUUUCAGUCCGUUCGAUGAGAACGCUGGCAACGAAAUCAACGGCGUCGAUAGCCCCGAUCGGGCUUCCGAUUCAUCGGUUUCUCUCUCGAGAUCACCGUCCUCCACCUCCGAUUAUAUCAAAAUAACAGUCUCGAAUCCACAGAAGGAGCAAGAAACUUCUAAUUCUCUCGUCCCAGGAAGUAACACUUAUGUUACGUAUCUAAUCGCGACGAGGACGAAUAUACCGGGAUUUAGCGGAUCUGAAUUUAGCGUUCGAAGGCGAUUUAGAGACGUGGUAACUUUAUCAGAUCGUUUAGCAGAGUCAUAUCGAGGGUUUUUUAUCCCGCCGAGGCCGGACAAGAAUUUGGUGGAGAGCCAAGUGAUGCAGAAGCAGGAGUUUGUGGAGCAGAGGAGAGUGGCGUUAGAGAAAUACUUGAGAAGACUCGCAGCGCAUCCAGUGAUAAGGAAAAGCGAUGAACUAAAGGCUUUUUUACAGGUUCAAGGGAAGUUGCCGUUGCCAACCAGUACUGAUGUAGCUUCAAGGAUGCUCGAUGGUGCAGUGAAGUUGCCCAAGCAGUUAUUUGGAGAAAGUGCGGUAGCGGCGCCACACGAAGUGGUGCAGCCAGCAAAAGGAGGUAGGGAUUUGUUGAGGCUAUUUAAGGAGUUGAGGCAGUCAGUUAGUAAUGAUUGGGUAGGAUCAAAGCCACCAGUUGUUGAGGAGGACAAAGAGUUCUUGGAGAAGAAAGACAGGAUGCAUGAUCUUGAGCAGCAACUCAGCAACGCUUCUCAGCAGGCUGAAUCUCUGGUGAAAGCACAGCAAGAUAUGGGGGAGACGAUGGGAGAAUUAGGGUUAGCAUUUAUAAAAUUGACUAAAUUUGAGAACGAGGAGGCUAUCUUUACUUCACAGAGAGUGACGGCUGCUGACAUGAAAAAUGUGGCGACAGCUGCAGUUAAAGCAAGCCGAUUCUACCGGGAGCUAAAUGCACAGACUGUCAAGCAUUUGGAUACUCUCCAUGAAUAUCUCGGGCUAAUGUUAUCUGUCCAUGGGGCAUUCUCAGACCGUUCUAGUGCUUUGUUGACUGUGCAAACUCUUAUAUCAGAAUUGUCCUCAUUGCAAUCAAGGGCUGAAAAACUUGAAGCUGCAUCAUCAAAGAUAUUUGGUGGUGACAAGUCAAGGAUUCGCAAGAUAGAGGAGUUGAAGGACACCAUAAGAGUCACUGAGGAUGCGAAACAUGUUGCAAUUAGAGAGUAUGAACGGAUAAAGGACAAUAACAGAAGUGAACUGGAGAGGCUUGACAGAGAAAGGCAUACUGACUUCUUGAACAUGUUGAAGGGGUUUGUUCUUAAUCAGAUUGCUCCAAAGUCAACGUUGCAUGUAAAGCUCAAAUAGAUUGUGGUUGCAUCUUGUCCUAGUCCUUGCGUACAUCGAGUUUUACUGGAUUCUCAAUUGUAUGUAUGACAUCAGGUGAGAGAAAAACCUGAUGCAUCAAAUUAUAGAAACCUGAGGUACAGUUCCGCUAUUAUUUUCUGCAACAAUCAAUCAUUGUGAUGUUCAUUGAAGCCCAGGUGAUGACGGCACUUAAUAAUAAUUGCUGUUAAAGAAUAAAUGGAAGCGCUUCUCACGUGUACUUUCUGUUAGUACAUUAUGGUAAUGAUCAAGCACCUUUAUAUGUUUGAACGUACAGGUGGGAUAUGCUGAGAAGAUUGCAAAUGUAUGGACGAAGGUUGCAGAAGAGACAAGUGCAUAUUCUAGAGAGAGCACUUGAAUGUAUGGGUGGCUGUAAAUUCUGAUAUUCUGCUCUUAAUUUCUUUUUUCUUAAUAUUUGUUAUUGCUCACUUUUAGGAAAUAUUGUUACAUUGAAAGAAUAAAGAAGAGAGAGAAGUUUGUAGCUUUAUCAAAUUUCACUUUGUGUGUUAGUGAGGUUGUUAUUUGUUCAACACUUCCUGAAAUGUUAAUUUUGAUGAUGUAAUUUUGCAUUAUUACCAAUUUAAAUUCUGAAGGGUUUUGAGCUGA
Messenger RNA from Manihot esculenta (cassava), 2629 nucleotides. RefSeq names its product sorting nexin 2A. The record is from RefSeq and is a predicted model, not a curated record. Lineage: Eukaryota; Viridiplantae; Streptophyta; Magnoliopsida; Malpighiales; Euphorbiaceae. Gene Ontology annotation, molecular function: phosphatidylinositol binding. Bases 335 to 2005 code for a protein of 556 amino acids. The transcript has 5 exons.